AUGGCUGUCGGCGCGUCCGAGGUCAGGGAGCUUGCCGACGAGAUGGGCGACGACGCGGGCUGGGUCGACGCGUCCGAGGUUGCGGGCUGCUCGCCACACGAAAGCCAGCAGCAGCAGCAGCAGCAGCAGCAGCAGCAGCAGCAGCAGCAGCAGCACCGAGACAAGGCACCAGACGGCGUCGCAGCAGCGGAGGCUCUGCCAGCCGCGGGCCGUCACGCAACGCGGUCAGUGGAGGGCUCUCCUGUGGCGCUGCAGCUUGACAGCGGCGGCGGGCUGGGCGGCCGGCUGUUUGGCGUCGGGGGGCCGCGACAGCUCGAGGCGUGGAUGGGGCUGACGGAGGUGGAGGUCGGGGCCGACGGCUGCUGCAGCACGCGGCGCGUGGACAUGCUGCUUGGCGGCCGCGUGCGCGUCAGCGUCUGGGGCUCGGUGGACACGACGACAGAGGCCAUGUCGAUGCGCAUCGGACUGCCAGCCCAGACCCUCGCGCUCGCGGGGAUCCGCGGACUGCCGCCGGACUACGUCCUGCCCUUGGAGCUCCGCGGCUCGAUCUAUUCGCCCGAGCUGGACUGGCAGGCGGCAGUCCGGAAGGUGGCGGUGCUCACAGCGAUGCAGUUGGGCCGCGGACUCGUGGUUGGCGGCGGCGCUGGCAGCGGCGGCGGCGCAGAGGGGCCGCAGGGCGGGGCGGCGGCCGCGGUUGCGGGCGCGAGCGGUUGGGGCAGGGCGCCGCUCGCCAGCAUGGGCACCGCGAUGCGCCAGAUGUCUCAGACGUUCCUGCAGCAGUGCAUGCAGGUUGACAGGCACGUGCAGAAGGAACUGAUGGGAGUGGCGCCGCCCGCGCCCGUCGGGCCCGCGCCGUGGGACGCCGACGUCGACAUGCCCCCUUCCAGUGCCACGGACGGCGCGAACGACGGGGCCACCUGCUGA
Messenger RNA from Monoraphidium neglectum, 924 nucleotides. RefSeq lists its product as hypothetical. NCBI's taxonomy places the organism in Eukaryota, Viridiplantae, Chlorophyta, Chlorophyceae, Sphaeropleales, Selenastraceae. The record is from RefSeq and is a predicted model, not a curated record. The transcript is spliced from 4 exons. Bases 1 to 924 code for a protein of 307 amino acids.